Aspergillus brunneoviolaceus CBS 621.78 is the source of this 930-nucleotide messenger RNA. RefSeq lists its product as uncharacterized. NCBI's taxonomy places the organism in Eukaryota, Fungi, Ascomycota, Eurotiomycetes, Eurotiales, Aspergillaceae. The transcript has a single exon. The record is from RefSeq and is a predicted model, not a curated record. The coding region runs from base 97 to 777 and encodes 226 amino acids.
CGGUGAAUGGCACCAGACAGUGGCAUUUGGCAUCCGAACCAGCCACCUCGCCUCCCAAGUGGAACAGUUUGUCUUCUGUGGCAAUGGAUGGAAUGAAUGCCAAUUUGCAAUUUUCGAGCUUCGCGCGAUGACCCCCCCCCUCCCCCCGGCGGAGCAUGCAUGCUUGUAUACUGGUAUGGGGUGGGUUGUUUCGUCUUCCAGACUGCAAUACCCUUCGGGCUAGAUUUGUUUAGUGUUCGGGGAACGGGGCUAUUCUUGGUUAACUACUGGGUACCGGGUGACUUGUUCUUGGGGCUUUGGUUACUGGUACAUGUGUGCAGGAGGUUACUGCGCUUCUUGGUGUGGAAUAGCUAUGGGAUAGCUAUGGGAUUAGUCUGGAGGAGGCUACGGAGUGACCUUGGUAGACUGUACAUGUACAGGACAGUACAUACCCCCGCUGGAACACAUUGUGCCCGUUUCACAGACAGCAUUCAAGGUCACAAGUGCAGCAGCAGCAGCAGCAGAAGAGGAGGGGGCGACGAGUCUCCGUACGGAGUAAGCGAGCUACCUACGCGGUACUCCCGAAAUCUACACCUCGAAACCCCCACACGACCCCCCACCGGGAUUGGCCAGGUCAGAGGUCCAGUAUCCCUACCGCUAGCAGGGAGCAAGUCUCUUCCAUCCGGUGUCUCGGGAACCUCCAUGGUAUUGUUCGUAUUGGACACCGAAACCCCGAACGAAGACUUGUGGCCCUUCCGCUGUGAUGAUGGUCUACUAACCACGGAGUACCGUAGCUAGCGGUGAGCCGUGACCUUCCUUCCUGCAGGAAAAGAAAACCACCGGGGUUGUUCAGAGGAAAAAAGAGCGGGCAAACACAGAAGGAACCCGAGUGAUUUUUCUCCCGAUGAAGAAUGGCAAAAUAUUGUCCGACCACAAAAGAAGUCGUUCAUC